GGCGCUGCUCUCAUAACGGUCCUUCAACCGCCUCUCACCAGAACCAAUGAAUGCCCUAAUAGCCCGGCUUUCCCUCACCGGGCAGGAAGCCAACGACCCCGAGGACUUUUUCGCCGCCUCCCUCGGCGUCAUCUUCCCGGACGACGUCACCAACCAGCACGGCGACGCCGACCACGGCCUGCUCUACACGUCGCCGCACCUCCCGCGCGGUAUCCCGCUGGCCCUGGCCGAGGUCAAAUCAGAGGACGACCGCCGCCUGUUCAGCCACUACCUGUGGAACGCUUCGCUCCUCUUGGCAGAGCUGAUCGAGGCGGGCACGCUGGGGUUGACGACGACGCCGACGACGCCGCGUGACAAAGGGAUAGCGCCGCCUGUCGGGGAGUUUGAUGUCUCUGGUCUGAAGACGAUCGAGUUGGGCGCCGGCACGGCGCUGCCGUCCAUCAUGGCCGGUUUGCUCGGUACGAAGCGUGUGGUGGUGACGGAUUAUCCCAGUCUACCGGUACUGCAGACCCUAAAAGCGAAUGUCAUGUCGGCUGUACAGCCCAAAUUCGCUCCCGCGGAGAGGUUUGCGGUGGAGGAGGUGGUGGUAGAAGGGCAUGGUUGGGGCGAGCUCGACACGCCUCUGGCGCAGGGGAAUAGGCAUGCAUUCGACCGGGUUAUUGCUGCGGACUGCUUGUGGAUGCCGUGGCAGCAUGGGAAUCUUCGGCGGUCUAUCGCUUGGUUUCUCGGGAAAGGGGAGAAAGCGCGGGCCUGGGUCGUUGGCGGGUUCCAUACUGGGCGGGACAAGGUGGCUGCUUUCUUCGAGAAGGAAGCGCUCGCGGAGGUCGGACUCGAGGUAGAGCAUCUGUGGGAGCGUGACUGUGACGGACAGGAUCGAGAUUGGGUGGGGGAUCGGGGCAUCGAGGACGUGAGCGAGCGGAAACGGUGGCUGGGUGUCGGGGUGCUUAAGAGGAUACGGAAAUCUGUGGAGGGCGAGGAGAGGCUGUGAUGGAGUCUUUAUACCCAGAAGCUGAUUGUUCAGCUCGAACCAAUUCGGCAAAGCGUCUUUGACUUAGAGCAUCAGCUGAAGUUAGCGAGUUGAGCAGGCCUGGCUCUGGUUUCCACGCCCCUUUCAACCACCGUAUCCGUUAUCUGCGUGGUAGGGAGUAACCAACCCGAAAAUCCAUUGCCAUACUGACCUGCCAGGUGCCCUCAACAUCCUCUAACCGUCACUCCGAAACUGAGGUUCGUCCUCUGCUUUCCUCUCGAACAUCACGGC
Molecule: messenger RNA, 1258 nt
Organism: Parathielavia appendiculata
Lineage: Eukaryota; Fungi; Ascomycota; Sordariomycetes; Sordariales; Chaetomiaceae
Exons: 1
Coding region: 47-988 (313 amino acids)
Source: RefSeq, a predicted model, not a curated record